CACCUUUUAACAAAAAGAAAUUCUCAAGUGUUUCAGAUUACAGAAGAAAAGAAAAAAUGGGAAGGAAGAAGGGAGUAGUGGAGUUCGAGGAAACCGGACCCGAUGACUUCGAUCCAUCGAACCCGUACAAGGACCCGGUGGCCAUGCUCGAAAUGAGAGAGCAUAUAGUACGAGAAAAAUGGAUUCAAAUCGAGAAAGCAAAAAUCUUAAGAGAGAGGCUGAGGUGGUGUUACCGUGUCGAAGGCGUUAAUCAUCUCCAGAAGUGCCGCAAUCUUGUUCAGCAGUAUCUCGAGUCUACACGUGGCAUUGGUUGGGGCAAAGACCACCGCCCGCCGUGUUUCCACGGUCCAAAAGUGGUGGAGGAAGCAGCUGAGUCUGAUUGAAUAAUUUCAUUCUUCAGGUGGCUGAAAUUUUAAGUGGAUUUACGCCGGAAGUGAAGGGUAGAUGGGGUUUAUUUGUACUUAUUUUGUGCUCUGCUGUUAGACACACAACGUUUGGAUUGACGGGUUUUACUAGGAUUGUUUUCAUCUGCAGUUUUUUUUCCUUCACUGACCUGUGGCAUGGAUAGAAAUGUAUGGCUUGAAUCCUUUUGGUUAUUAACAGCUAAAAAUAACUCAGCGAUUUCGCGAGGGAUAAUGAAAUAAGUUCCAUGUUUGUUUAA
Mercurialis annua (annual mercury) is the source of this 661-nucleotide messenger RNA. RefSeq names its product NADH dehydrogenase [ubiquinone] 1 beta subcomplex subunit 10-B. The record is from RefSeq and is a predicted model, not a curated record. Bases 57 to 383 code for a protein of 108 amino acids. NCBI's taxonomy places the organism in Eukaryota, Viridiplantae, Streptophyta, Magnoliopsida, Malpighiales, Euphorbiaceae. The transcript has 3 exons.